GUAUUGCGCAUUUGGGGGGGCGGCGGAUGCGGCGUGAGCUCGACUGUAGCUCAGCUCAGCGUUCGCCUGACCGUCAGACGCGCACCGCGUCGACUUUCAGACGUGUCACAAGCCCCGCGGCGACCGGGAGGGCGCGCUUCGUGCUUCGAGCUCGCCGGCAGCGGACCGCACGCCGGCGUCAAAAUGGCGUCCAAACGUGUGGGCGGGAAAGGGCGCCGCGCUUCCACUCGGGUCAUUACGGUAGCUCCGGAGGAGCACCGGAGAGGCGGGAGAACCGCGGCAGAAGACACCGACCGACGACGGCUUUGAGGCGGCCGCAGCAGCGCCAGCCAGCCAGCCAGCCAGCCAACACGACACUCACUCGCUCGCUCCCUUCGGGCGGCGGCGGCGGCGUGACAUGAGCCGCUAGCAUGAACGGAGCCGUGUACAUUCCGUUCUUCCAGGGCCAGCUCGAGUCCGUCCUGGAGCAGGUGGUCCAGCUGGCCGUCCAGGAGAUCAGCUCGACGGUCGGCUCCAGCCUCAACGCGUUGCUCCUGGAGGCCGCAGUCCACGAGCGGGAGAACCGUCGCCUGCGGCUGCGCCUGCAGGCGUGGGAGAGCCGCCGGGCUCACGGCGAGGACCGGGCGGCGGCCGGCGACGACAGCCCGGACGACGCGGGCUGGACGAAACCCGAGCGGCCGGCCACCGGCGGACCCACCGACAGCCGCCGCCUGGAGCAGAGGGGCCGAGUCGCGGAGCAACUGAAGUGCGCGAUGGAGCGCGCUCUGCACUCGGCUCUGUGCCAGCUCAAGAAGAUGGUGGAAGCGUCCUUCGACGACCUCCUGCUGGAGAUCACCCAGAAGGAGUGCGAGAGGCAGCGGCUACAGGCCCGGCUGGACCGCCGUCGGGCCUCCGCGCGCCGCGAGGCCCGGGACGACCCGGGCUCGUCCGGCGGCUUCGAGGACGCCCGCCGGGAGGCGGGCUUAGUGGACGAGGAGGACGCGUCGGCGUUGGGACACGAGUGGUGCGGAGACGUCUGGAAGCUCAAAGGGUCGGCUGGAGGGGGCGGGGCGAGCGAGGGACCUGCGCUGACCCUGGGGUCGCCCCCACCGCAGGACCCCCGCUGGACGCCUCUGGAGGACAUGGACGUCCUCUCCCCCGACCGGGAUGCCGCGUCUCCGCCCGCGCCCCCCCCUCCGCUGAACCCCUCAGGAAGUUGGGGCGUGCGUUCGUCGGCCUCCAUGUUGCAGCGCCUGCUGACCGCCUCGCAGCCGGCAGACGACCACGCGAGGGCCGCUCACAAGAAGCCACGGCACGCGGGGGUGACGCCGGCCGGCCGGGGCGCCGAGCAGCAGGAGCAGGAGGAGGAGGAGGAGGAAGAAGACGACGACGGCGAGGGAGAGGAGGAAGAGGAGGAGAAAGGGAAGAAGAGGAAGAGACGCACGGUUUGGUCAGAGUGCGAGGAUUGCGGCCGCAGGUUCAGUCGCGUGUUGCUGCUCAAAGCUCAUCGCCAGACUCACGCCGACGCCGCCGUCGGCGUCUCGCCGUGCCGGUGUUCGCGGUGCGGCAAACGGUUCUCCUCAGCGAGCCGCCUCCACGGCCACUUGCGAGCCAAACACCAGUCGUGAACUCCCCGGCGCACCCCAGGAAACAAACGGCACUUAACGGUACACGCACGCACGCACACUAGUUCUGAUAAAUGUGAAAUAUGCCAAAAGGGAAAGAAAAAUACUUUUUGCUCGAAUCAUCUGAACCCUCAUCAAUCACAAGUACAGUGAACCCAUGUUUACCACUGGGGAUAAAUAAGUUCCACACCCACCUGCGAUCCGGGAAAAUCCGUGUGUGUGUGUGUGUGUGUGUGUGUGUGUGUAUAUAUAUAUAUAUAUAUAUAUGUGUGUGUGUGUACAAGUGGGUACGGAAAGUAUUCAGACCCCCUUAAAUUUUUCACUCUUUGUUAUAUUUCAGCCAUUUGCUAAAAUCACUUCUUUUUUCCCCUCAUUAAUGUACACACAUCACGCCAUAUUGACAGAAAAAAAUGGAAUUCAUUCAUUCUUUCAUCUUCCGUUCCGCUUAUCAACACGUGGGCGUGCUGGAGCCCAUCCCAGCCAUCUUCGGGCGAGAGGCGGGGUACACCCUGAACCGGUCGUCACCCAAUCGCAGGGCACAUAGAAACAAACAACCAUUCGCACUCACAUUCCUACCUACGGGCAAUUUAGAGUCUUCAGUGAACCUAGCACGCAUGUUUUUGGGAUGCGGGAGGAAAGCGGAGUGCCCGGAGAAAAGCCACGCGGGCGCGGGGAGAACAUGCGAACUCCACACGGGCGGGGCCGGGAUUCGAAUCCCGGUCCUCAAAACUCUGAGGCAGAUGUGCUAACCAGUCGCCCACCGUGCCGCCUGCAGAUUUAUUAAAAAAGAAAGAAAGAAAAACUGAAAUGUCACACAGCCAUAAGUAUUCUGUAGCGUAUACGGGUUAAAGAAAAAUGUAACUCAUUUAGGAGAAAAGAAUGGGCUGGAAGCGAGACCUGUGUUACUUCCGGUUUAUCGUCAUUUUAAAUGACAGCGUUAUAAAUCAAGCUAUUUUAGCUAUUAAGAGGGGCAACACGUUGCUAUUUAUGUGUAUAAAAUUGAAGAAAACCAAGGAGAAACCUUAUCAGUCUGGUAUUCUGAAGGUUGCUACACUUUAUGAAAUUGUGAUAAGAGUUCUCGACGGCCAGAGGUUUCUUUCCCCGAACCCAAACGCAACAAUGCGGGAAAAUUGAAUGAUCUAACAUGGGGAAUGUACAGGGAAACAACACAGAACAAACCAAGUACAGACGAACAUUGGCAAAGGAAAGUGACGUGGGAUGUGAGAUUGGUAGAAUGAGCGUGUAGUGAAUGCAUAUCGCUGGGGAUUUAAAGCCAAAUAUGCGCUCAUCUGUACUUUUAGUAGACCGCAAUGUUCGACUUGGGUGUCUUGGACACGUUUGAGGCAAACGGUUCAAGCCGACCCGGUCCGCAUCGGGAACAGGGGAACAUUUGGCAGAAAGGAAAAAAGGAGCCCAAAAAGUUCUCGGCUCGCAAGACGUUCGGAACGGGCGCGUUGCGCCUGCUUCCGUCCCCCCCGGGUGAGCGUAGGCCCCCAAAAAGGGUAGCUCGGAGCGCUCGCAGGAUGCUCUGCGGUCGGGCAUGGUCCUGGCGGCGAGGUGGACGUCCUGCCUGGGCCAGUCGGUCGGGUCAGACGAGAUCUGGCACAGAGAGCAUAGCGCCGGCCUUUUUAUGACCGAAGCGAGCCAAAAGGGGGUGCCCCCCCCUCCUCUUUCUUUCCUUCCCACCACCAAGGUGUUGAUAUGGAGCAUUUUCAUUCAGUUUGAGCUUCUAAACCGAUUAUCAUCGGAAUAGAAGGCUCCAUGUAAACCAGGCUAGCAGCUCUUUAUUCUUUAUUGCAGACCCAGGGGGAUCCAUAUCACAGUCAAGAAAAACAAUUGAUUGGAGAAACAAGCGCGGAAAUGAUAACAACAACAACAAUAAUAAUCAUCAUCAUACUGAUUGAAAAGAAAUAAAAUAUUAACAAUGCCAACAUUUCAGAGGCAUUAAAAAAACAAUUGUUUAUCGUGAUAGUUUUUGGGACAAUAUAUCGUCUUAAUGCUAAACGCCAUGUUAUGGAUAACAUAAAUUAGUAUAGAUUAUCCAGUAAUCCUAAAUGUAAAAGUAUUCCUUUGCGCAGGUUCUUUCUCUUUUGCUGUGAUGAAUAGAAGACUAUCUUACAAGAUCACUUUGACGAAAGGAAAUGAAGACUGUCGCUCGCAGUUUCCCAAAGAAGAGCCAAAGUGUGCUUGCUUCCUUCCAGCUGUUUUUGUCACUUCUGGUUGAAGUUUACUGUAAAACUGACAUACAAAACACAAUCAUGCAAUAUUUUGUAUUUCAAAGCCAAAAUGUUCGAGCAAACCACAUACAUCAUAACAAAGGUCCACUAGCUUAACGCAAACAUAGAAUUGAAUGCGAAACACCAUUGGCGGGUUAAGUGACAUUAGCAUAGAUGUAACGGUAGUUCCAAUUAGUGUUCCAAAACUAUUUGUCAUUCAACUGAUGUCGACUGUCAGUUGCAGUCGCUACGUUUGGAAUGCUUCAAAUUGGCCAAUCUAGCGGCUUUACUGUACAAAACUUGACGAGCGUCGAUGGCAGCAAAGAUCGGAAGACGUGACAGCGGACCAUUUCGUGCUUGCUUUUGCUUUCCCGCAAAUGUCGCAGGCGCAGGACCUGUGCUGGUCAUGUGACCUUGCCAGGAUUUAAGAGCGCGGAGGAGGAGGAGGAGGACGACGUUUGCGUCAAGACGAUUAUCAAAAGAUGUCUGACAGGUCGCCGAGGAGCUCGACAUUCCGGGCGUUCCGCUCGUCUCUCAGGAUUGUUGUGGUGUUUUUCCUGCUUUGUGUUCCACUCGUGAAUGUUUCCUGGCGUUCCACCUCACACGCGUAGAGACCUCGUUGGAGCGCUUUCCACACACACGCCUUUUGUUACCUCAGUCACAUUUCGAGGCGUCGGCAGAUGUUUCGAGAACAAACUUGUGAUGAUCGCUCAUCAAUGUGAAUUUGUUUUCCUUUUAUUUUGACUUCUCUUGGCUUUUCCAGAACCUCAGUCGAUCUUUUCCUGAUGUUUGUAAACAAUAGGCGGGCUUUCAAGGUAUUCAGGAAACGCUCGUUUAUCGCGGGGGUUAUGUUCCAGAAACCCCCACAAUCAUUGAAAUCUGCUAAGUAAGUGACCAAUUAUUUAUUAUAGAAAUGUUUCAUAUGCAUUUUGAGGCCUAUAAGUGAUACUUUCGAGAGGUGCAGGUAUUUAAUUUAUCCACGUAAGGUCACCAUCCACAAACUCGAGACAAGCACAUGCCUAUCAAAGGUGGGUGUGCUCUGCUUGGAUGACGUGAUCAACAGCUCAUGUAUGAGCAGGCAAUUUCCUGCCUUAAGCAUUGGCACCGUUCCUCACACUGACAGUCCUGGAAGUGUAUUCAGUGAAAAGCAUUAUGGGAACCCAGAUUUCAUUGUGGGGAUGUUUUUAACUUCAGUACUGUAGUUGUAGAAAAUCAAGCUAAACGUUGCUCUUUACUUGCAUUUGUUCCUGUUGAUAUUGUUAUGAAUGUGUACAUUAGCUAUUCGUCAGGAUAAGGUUGGUAUUUGUGAAUUUAUUUCAUAAAACUGUGGCUUUUUUUUUUUUUAAACAGUGGCUUUCCGAUAAUGUUCUUCGUAUCCUCAAGCAAUCUGGCGACUUACCAAAUAUGAGUGUGACUCUGUAAGGUUUCUUGUUCUGUCAAGAAUGAGAGGCCAAUUGACCUUAUGUGAGUCAUUGCUGCCACAUUAAAAUCAUUCAGUCAUUAAAGCCAACCGUAUCAGAGAUGUGCAGGUGAGUCACUGCACUACACUGACAUAGAAAAAAAAUCUAAUGAAAUCAUGAUGCACUGAAUCCACAAUAAGUGAACUGCGAUAUAGCAAGGAUGACUGUACUGCAGUUUUAAAGUCCGUUUCGAAACCGCUAAAACUUUCCGUGUGGUAUAAGCUGUUUUUUUUUUUUUUAAGAAUAUCACAUUAACGAGCGCGCUGCCUAUCAGUCACUCUUUGACAAAGUCAAGCAAACCAUAAUAUAUGACGAGGAGGCUGUCUUGAAAUGAAUGUUUGCAAGCAGCUACAAGCGUUGACGUGUCUACAGUUGGUGCAAGAAAUACUACCGAGGUAGCUUUCUAGCAUGGCUAACAUCAGUUUGUUUCUGCUUUUUUAUUACUUAACAAAGGAGAGAAGUUGCUGCUCAUUUUGUCAUAAUUAAGUACUUUGAGUUGUACUGCAUUUUGAUUUUAUUAAGGCGUUCUUGUUUGCCUUAGCUGGUUAAACAACGGAAAUUGUUAUAAAGAGUCUUAAGAUUUGACAAAUCCUCGUGUGUACCUGAGCGUACGUGUUGAAAUGUUAAUUACGGCCAGCAUUAACCUCAAUGUAACAUCUUUUGGACCGACACUUCACACAUUCAAACUACAAAAGAAAAGAUUGAAGCUAUUUCAUGGUAAAAAGCUUGCAAAAGACUCGAGUCACACUCCCAAGUCCAAUUGGAACACGCGUACUGUCUCCAUGUCCCGAUUCCUCGCCAUAUUCGUGCUGUCGACAGACCCGUCAUAGAUAUUGAUAUGAUGUCAAAUUGUAAUAUUAUGUCACUCCAUGUUUGACAGCGGUCAUGUUGAUGCUCAAGCGAAGAAGCGCUGCUCUUCAUGUACACACACACACACAAAUGGGAUUAAUGGUGUGUACGUUUUGUAAUGUUGCUGAAAUGUUUUGUCAUUGGAUGCAAUACUUUUGAUACACUUUUUGUAUUUGAAUGGUGACCAUUGAUGUAAACUUUUCAAUGUUUUAGUUUUGAUCAAGAACAUCAAUAAAUGUUGACAAACGAA
Phyllopteryx taeniolatus (common seadragon) is the source of this 6379-nucleotide messenger RNA. RefSeq names its product zinc finger protein 394. Gene Ontology annotation, biological process: regulation of DNA-templated transcription. Lineage: Eukaryota; Metazoa; Chordata; Actinopteri; Syngnathiformes; Syngnathidae. The transcript has 4 exons. The coding region runs from base 411 to 1607 and encodes 398 amino acids. Gene Ontology annotation, molecular function: RNA polymerase II cis-regulatory region sequence-specific DNA binding; DNA-binding transcription factor activity, RNA polymerase II-specific. The record is from RefSeq and is a predicted model, not a curated record.